GCCAACAUUACGGAAUAGUUCGCGCCGACUCAUCAUACGCCCUCUUUCAUUCUUCUGCAUUUGGCAUUCAGCGUUGAAGGUCGUAUUUAGACCUUAGAUUUAGUUUAUUGUUACUUUAAGUCUAAAUAUAGUAAUAAUAAUGGCAAAUAACGAUAAUUUUGCACAAGACGUUACUGAAAAUCAAGUGAAUGGAAAUGCGGAGAACGGUGGCGGUGAUGGCCAAGAACAUAACAGUGCUGAUGCUCCAGGACGCGAUGACGACAGAAAGCUAUUUGUGGGAGGCCUGAGCUGGGAAACCACAGACAAGGAAUUACGUGAUCACUUCAGUGCAUAUGGAGAGAUUGAAAGUAUCAAUGUCAAGACAGACCCAAACACGGGCAGGUCACGAGGCUUCGCUUUCAUCGUAUUCAAAGCGCCAGAUUCUAUUGAUAAAGUAAUGGCUGCUGGGGAUCACACCAUUAAUAAUAAGAAAGUAGACCCUAAGAAGGCAAAGGCGAGGCAUGGCAAAAUAUUUGUCGGAGGUCUCAGCAGUGAAAUUUCCGAUGAAGAAAUUAAAAGCUUCUUCAAUAACUUUGGAACAGUUAUAGAUGUGGAGAUGCCUUUUGACAAAACAAAGAACCAAAGAAAAGGUUUCUGUUUUAUCACAUUCGAGUCUGAGCAGGUGGUCAAUGAACUUCUGAAGACUCCCAAACAAACAAUUGGAGGCAAGGAGGUCGACGUUAAGAGGGCGACGCCAAAACCAGACGGACCCGGGGGAAUGGGAGGGCGUGGCGGCCGCGGCGGAAGGGGAGCGCGUGGCGGGCGCGGGGGCCGCGGGGGCUACGGCGGCCAAGGGGCAUGGGGCAACCAGGGCUACGGCGGCUACGGCUACGGCCAAGGAGGAUAUGGCGGCGGAUACGACGGUUACGGCUAUGGCGGAUACGGCUACGACGGCUACGGGGGCUACGGCGGAUACGAUUACUCCGGAUACCCCAAUUACGACUACGGCGGGUACGGAGGGUACGAGGGCGGCUACGGCGCGCGCGCGGCUCCACGCGGGAAAGAAACAGAAGGCAGACAAGCGGAGGGCCGAUCUGAUGCAGGCUACCAAGGCGGCAAGCAGCGCGGGGGCGGCGGCGGUCGCGCCAACCAGAGGCACCAGCCCUACUAGACACAAACCAGUACCUGCCGAUAGUCAUCUCAGUCCAAUAGUAAGCUCAGUCGCUUCACACAUGCUAUUCACAUCGGUGCGGGUGCGUAGGUCGGCAAGGGCUAACUCUGAACUUGUGUUGCAGAUUAAGUGAUCGGUCGUGCGCGUCCCCCGCGCCGCAGCCGCCGCCGCCGCCGCCGCCGCCGCCGCGCCGGGGACGCGACAUUCCAUUCCACAUAAUUAAUAUUUAAGAAAUCUUUUUAAGAAAAUUUUUAAGGAUAAAAAGUACGUCGCGUAUGUGACGUGACCGCAUCCGGAGCGGUCGUUGCAUUAAAUUAAUAUAAUAUAGUAUGGAUUAAUAGAUUAACUUGAGUAUUAUUGCUGAUUAGAUUCAAUUUUGACAUUAUAGUAUCGAAAUCUUACCUUUUGAACUGAUUCUUAGAGUAAUAAUUAUACAGAGCUUAAAGUUAGAGAGUAACGGUCUCCGACGGCGCGCCGGGUCCGUGUGUGCAAGCGUGCGUGCGUGUGUGUGUGCGUGCGUGUGAGCAGCCGCCCUCCACUCAGCGAUGAUUGUUCUGGAUCUCAUUGCAGAAAAUGUUGUAGAUUUUUUGUAAUUUUUAAUUUUGGUAAUCGAACAAGAAAAUAGAAUCAUGUAUUUUAUACAAACUAGUUGUUUCUUCCGAUGAAUAGGGAUGAAAUUAGCGUAAGUGAUCGGACAUGAACAAACCUUCAGGAGAUAUACGAGUUGUGUAUGUCUAAAUAAAACAAAUAUGUAAAUAAAAUGUUGACUUUUUGUCUGUCUUAAUUGAUUUCAAUACUACAGAAGUAGGCGUACUUAUUUAUUAUUAAGUACUGAACCUUUUUCUACAUUUCUCAUUUUCUGUGUUUAGUCUAUAUUCCAAUUAAAGAAGAUAAAACCUUGUAAUAAUCUGAAAUAUAGGAUAAAUUGUUUUGUUCGGUGAUUAUUGUCUAGAAAAAAUCUAAUAUAAAUUGUAAUUGUUGUAGGUAUUUGUAUGACUUCUUUUGAAACUUCAUAGAUCAUAGUUAAUAUGCCUAAGUUAACAUAGAAUUACAAAUAUCAAUAAAUGUGGAUACAACUGUCUUGUGCAA
Vanessa tameamea is the source of this 2239-nucleotide messenger RNA. RefSeq names its product squid (gene sqd). Gene Ontology annotation, cellular component: nucleoplasm; chromatin. Gene Ontology annotation, biological process: regulation of gene expression. The transcript has 9 exons. Gene Ontology annotation, molecular function: RNA binding. NCBI's taxonomy places the organism in Eukaryota, Metazoa, Arthropoda, Insecta, Lepidoptera, Nymphalidae. The record is from RefSeq and is a predicted model, not a curated record. The coding region runs from base 140 to 1150 and encodes 336 amino acids.